Molecule: messenger RNA, 3992 nt
Organism: Castor canadensis (American beaver)
Lineage: Eukaryota; Metazoa; Chordata; Mammalia; Rodentia; Castoridae
Gene: Heatr6
Product: HEAT repeat containing 6
Source: RefSeq, a predicted model, not a curated record
GGAAGUGUUUCCCUAGGUGUUGUGGGAAAAAUGGCGGCGGUGCAAGUUGCCGGCUCGCUGCUGGGCGGACAGCCUCCGGAGGCGCCGCGGGAGACGCCCCCUGAGCAGAGCAAUGGGUUCCGCCGCCUUUCGGCUCGGCUCCGCGCCUUGCGGCCGGAUGACAGCAGCUCCGCCCGCACGGAGAUCCACCUGCUCUUCGACCAGCUCAUCUCCGAGAAUUACAGCGAGAGUGGCGGCGUGGCCCCCCAGGAUGUCAGUGCUCUUCUCAUCCAAGCUUGCCAACUGGUGCCUCUUAAUCAGAAUCAUCUUGUCAGUAAAGUAUCUCAGCUGAUCCACCAUUUACUUAACACAUUACAGGUGAUUGUUGAUGAACAGAACUUGGAUUUCCUGUUGGCAUAUACUAUUUCAGCUAUUCGACAGUGCAGUUCCUGGACACACAUGAAAAUUCUUCAAGCUCUGGCAGCUCUAGUUUACUGCAAUGGGUCAAAAUGUCAAAAGUACCUCCCGGACUUGCUAGGCAAGACUGGCCUCUUGUUGAAGUUGAGUGACUUGGCUCAGUCUGAUGCUGAAGUCAGGAGAGCUGCAGUGCAUUGUAUGGCAAACUUAUGUCUCAGUGUGCCAGGACAGCCGUACUUGGAGGAAUCCUAUCAAAAUAUCUGCUUCCAAGCUUUCUUGACCACUUUACAGUCUCCAAAAUCGUCUGAGAUGGAUGAUAUAACAUUUUGCUUGUUGUUACAGAGUGCAUUAAAAGGCAUACAAUCACUUCUCAAUGGUGGGAAGAUGAAACUGACCCAGACUGAUGAACUUGGAGCUCUUCUAGCUGUGCUAAAGAAAGCCAUGUUCCAUGGACUCCCUGGACUAAACAUAGAGAUGCCCACCGUGUUAUACCCAACUCCACUUCCUCAAUAUGAUGGGCGACCACCUGUCAAACCACAGCCAUUAGAAUCCAGCACUUCUGGACCAACUAUGAGUAAAAAGAAAAAACAUAAAGUAAAACAAAAGAAAACCCAGCAAGGAGAGGAGGAGGAAGAAGAAGAAUCUAGUGGUGAAAUGGAAGCAGCCUCAGGUACCAGCACAAGCAGAGUGAACAUGGGUGAGAGGAAUACACAGUGUUCCUCCUCCCAAGGAAAUGGAGCUGCACAAAAAGAACAAGUCUCCUCACCCUUUGUUCCUUCCAGUUGGAAAAGAGUCAGCAGUAGUGAGUCAGACUAUUCUGACGCUGAAGGAGGCAUGCAGGGUAAAAUGAGGUCAUACCAAGCCAAAGUUCGCCAAGGAGCACUAGCUUGCUUUCUGUCUACUGUAAAAUCAAUAGAAAAAAGAGUUCUUUGUGGCUACUGGUCAGCCUUUGUUCCCGACACACCUGAGGUUGGAAGUCCACAGUCUUUGUCUUUAAUGACCCUUAUAUUAAAAGAUCCUUCUCCAAAGACACGUGCCUGUGCUCUGCAAGUUUUAUCUGCCAUCUUGGAAGGCUCAAAGCAGUUUCUUUCUGUUGCUGAAGAUACCAAUGACCACAGAAGGGCCUUCACUCCCUUCUCUGUAAUGAUUGCUUCUAGCAUUAAAGAGUUGCACAGAUGUCUUUUGUUAGCUUUGGUGGCUGAGUCUUCCUCCCAGACCCUUACUCGGAUAAUCAAGUGCCUUGCAAAUUUAGUAUCAAAUGCACCUUAUAACCGUUUGAAACUCAGCCUGCUGACCAAAGUCUGGAACCAGAUAAAACCUUAUAUCCGCCACAAAGACGUUAAUGUUCGUGUGUCAAGUCUUACACUCUUGGGAGCUAUAGUGUCCACUCAUGCACCUUUACCUGAAGUCCAGUUACUUCUACAACAGCCCUGUUCUUCUGGACUCAGCAAUAGCAAUUCAGCAACUCCUCACCUCAUCCUUCCUGACUGGUGGAAGAAAACCUCUGGAGGGUCCUCACUGGAAGAAGCAUCAGUUAGCUCACUUAAGGGAUCUUCAGAGCCCUGCUGGCUCAUCCGACUUUGCAUUUCCAUUGUUGUACUGCCCAAGGAGGAUUCAAGUUCAAGUAGCAAUGCUGGGUCUGCAGCAGGAAGCACCUAUGAACCAUCCCCUAUGCGACUGGAGGCCCUACAGUUGCUGGCUCACCUGGCAAGGGGCUAUUUUCCAGUGGCGCAGCUCUACUUGAUGGAGCUUGGUGAGGUAAUUUGCAAGUGCAUGGAGGAAGCAGAUCCAUCCAUUCAGCUUCAUGGAGCCAAGCUUCUGGAAGAGCUGGGCACAGGCUUAAUACAACAAUAUAAACCUGAUUCUACCACAGCACCUGACCAGAGGGUACCAGUCUUCUUGGUGGUGAUGUUCUGGACUAUGAUGCUGAAUGGUCCUUUGCCCCGAGCCCUGCAGAGUUCAGACCACCCAACUCUCCAGGCGAGCGCCUGUGAUGCCCUGUCCUCUGUCUUGCCGGAAGCCUUCAGCAGUCUGCCGAAUGACAGGCAGAUUUUGUGCAUCACAAUGUUGCUCGGCCUGAAUGACAGCAAGAACCGUUUAGUGAAAGCUGCAACUUCACGGGCCCUAGGAGUGUACGUGCUUUUUCCCUGUCUGAGACAGGACGUCAUAUUUGUUGCAGACACAGCAAAUGCCAUAUUGAUGUCACUUCAAGACAAGUCUCUGAAUGUCCGUGCCAAGGCAGCCUGGUCCCUAGGCAACCUGACAGACACUCUGAUUGUCAACAUGGAAACACCAGACCCAAGUUUCCAAGAAGAGUUCUCUGGUCUCCUGCUCUUAAAAAUGUUAAGGUCAGCAAUAGAAGCCUCCAAGGACAAAGACAAGGUAAAAAGCAAUGCAGUCCGAGCCCUUGGAAAUUUGCUUCAUUUUCUGCAACCCUGUCAUAUAGAAAAACCAAGAUUUGCUGAAAUCAUUGAGGAGUCUAUCCAGGCCCUAAUUUCUACUGUUCUAAUUGAGGCUGCCAUGAAAGUCCGAUGGAAUGCUUGUUAUGCUAUGGGAAAUGUGUUUAAAAACCCUGCUCUUCCACUUGGUACAGCGCCAUGGACCUCCCAGGCAUAUAAUGCCCUGACAUCAGUCGUGAUGUCAUGCAAGAACUUCAAAGUGCGCAUCAGAUCUGCCACCGCCCUUUCCAUCCCAGGCAGGAGAGAGCAGUAUGGGUCUGUAGAGCAGUAUGCUCAGAUCUGGAAAGCAUUGGUCACUGCCUUGCAGAAGAGUGAAGACACCACAGACUUUCUGGAGUUCAAGUACUGCGCAAGCCUACGGACCCAGAUCUGUCAGGCACUGAUUCACCUCUUGAGCUUGGCCACUGCCUCUGAUCUGCCCUGCAUCAAAGAAACCCUUGAGCUGAAUGGAGAUGUGGUCCAGCCCUAUAUCCUACAGUUUUUAAAAUCAGGAGCAGAGGGAGAUGACUCUGGAGCAGCCCAGAGUCCACAAGAAAGAGACCGAAUGGUCAGAACAGCCCUGAAGCACAUAAGUGGUGUGCAGGCACUAGCUGGAGACACAGCCAAAGGGGCUAUUAUGGGCUAUUUAGAAGACAUCCUGACUGUUUACGGUGAUUCCUCUGGAUCCCAAACAGUACUCUUCAGGUUAGCAUGUCAGUGACUGUUCCACCCUAUUUUCCAGCUGUCAGAUUCAGGAACAAGAGACCUAAGCUUGGACAUACAAUACAUGGGGUUUUAUCUUAGGGCAAGAACAGCCCAUCCACCAUUUAUUUAGAAUGGGUUAGCAGCUAUUUAAAUUCUUCUAAAGGGUCUCGACCACUUUGGAGAGGGGUUCCACUGCAUUGGCUAUGGUCAGGGUUGGUGGAAACUGACUUGGGCAACCAGGAGCCAAGGAGUCGGGAUGUAGUUGUGGGUGAGCAGGCUUCCUUUCAGAAAAAAAGAAGUCAGGGGAUUUAGGAAUUAGAAUUCUGGAUACUGUGUCUCCAAGAAUUGUUUUCUUUUGUAAUAAACUGAUGAAAAAUAAUGCAUCUAUAAUGUUCUUUUCACCCAGCAUUGUACAAGAAUUAUGACUAAUGUGAUUAGAUAGACCAAAAAUAA